Setaria italica (foxtail millet) is the source of this 2038-nucleotide messenger RNA. RefSeq lists its product as uncharacterized. Lineage: Eukaryota; Viridiplantae; Streptophyta; Magnoliopsida; Poales; Poaceae. The coding region runs from base 142 to 1605 and encodes 487 amino acids. The transcript is spliced from 7 exons. Gene Ontology annotation, molecular function: protein binding. The record is from RefSeq and is a predicted model, not a curated record.
GACGGCCGAAAGCGAAAAGCCCCUUUUCCUCUCGCUUUCUCCCCCCUCCCACUCCCAGCCUCCCUCCCACUAGAGACGAGACCAAAGACCCACGCGGAGCGGAGCGGAGCCGAAUCGAACACCCACACACACACACUCACCAUGGGACUGAGAUCCCUGCUCCUGCUCCUCCACAUUGCCGCCGCCGCCUCGCGCUCCGAGGCGGCCGCGUUCGGCUCGCCCACCACAGGCAGCAUCGUGAAGCAGCUCUCGUCGGUGGUCAAGUGGCCGCGGGGCGCCGCCUCCCCGCACGGGGCGGCCAAGCAGCCUGCCCACUCCCAGUACGCCGAUGUGCAUGUGGGUGUGGCGCUGCAGUUUGAGAGCGGCUACUUUGUCGAGACGCUUGUUGAAGGUGACAAGCUUGGUGUCACGCCGCACACCAUCAGGGUGUCCCCUGUUGAGGGUGGGGAGCUCCUUGCGGUAGACUCAGCACAUAGCAACAUUGUGCGAAUAACUCCGCCGCUGUCUGAGUAUAGCAGGGGAAGACUAGUUGCUGGUUCAUUCCAGGGGCAUUCUGGUCACAUAGAUGGUAAACCAAGUGAUGCCCGAUUCAAGCGCCCCACAGGCGUUGCGGUUGAUGAUAUGGGAAAUGUCUAUGUUGCUGACACUGCAAACUUGGCAAUUCGAAAGAUUGGGGAAUCAGGAGUGACCACCAUUGCUGGUGGCAAAUCAAAUAUCCCAGGCUAUAGGGAUGGCCCCAGUGAAGAUGCAAAGUUCUCUACUGAUUUUGAUGUGGUGUAUGUGAAGAAAAUGUGCUCUCUUCUGGUUAUUGACCGUGGAAAUGCAGCCCUUAGGAAAAUUGCUCUUCCGCAAGAAGAUUGCACUUAUCAGGAUUCCUCCCUCCUAUCUUCAGAUAUCAUAUUGGUCAUCGGUGCUGUUGUGGCUGGAUAUAUCUUUUCUGGUUUCCAACAUGGGUUUGGAUUUUCAAGCUCCGAGAAGGUAGAGGCACCUGAAAACGAGCAACACGAGAGCAGCACUCUUGGGAAGCCACCUCUGGUUGUGGAGAGCCUGAAAGAGGAACCAGGAGCUGGAUGGCCAUCCUUGGGGACGCUUAUUUCUGAUCUCUUGAAACUUGCUAUCGAAGGAGUGGGGAAGUUACUUCUCAGCAUUGUCCCGAAGAGGAAAACAGACCUCACUCCACUCAAAGACAGGCUCGUGAUGCCCGAGGACAGAGAGGAGACCUCGACAGCGCAGAAGCUCAGCAGCACGCCAAUGAGGCCCGAGACGCUCCACGCACCUAACGCUGUGACCGAGACGGCCCCAAAGGCCCAGAAGAGCAUCAAGCCAUCCAAAUUCAGGGACUCCACCCUGUCAAGCAAGCACAGGUCCUCCAAGAGGCAGGAGUACGCCGACUUCUACGGCACCUCCGAGCCCGCCGCGGCGAGCGCCAAGCUCCCAAAGGACCGGCUCCGCCACCGCCACAGGGAGAAGAGCGGGGAGGUCCCCUACGGGACCGCUCACCCCGAGCCGAGGCCCGCCGAGGCGAAGCCGGCGGAUUACAGCGACCCGAAGUAUGAUCACUACGUCAGGAGCAAGUACGCUGCCGAGAGUGGGUACAGGUACUGAAGCUAGCCUCCUCGCCGUCCCGCUGGCGAAACAGCGUGACGAAAUCUUACGCCGGCAUCUACCUGGCAAUGUUGUAGUGUGAACCUCCACAAUUGCAAAGUGGAAGUGCUGCUUAUGGUGGGUGCCCAUGAGAAUGCGGCAAAGUAGUGAUCCUAGUUAGGUGGGUGGGAAGUGGGAACCUAUGCCGACUGGCAUCCAGUUUCGGGAUGCCCAGGUGUGAUCUUGGCAGAGAGCGACAUGUAGCCUAGCGUUAGUUUUGAUCGGCAGUUAGAUGUAUCCAUCCAUCAUCCAUGGUUGUGGUCGCCUGUGACCUGCGGCGCGUGUCGGUGCCUGACUGGAGGCGACAACUCGUGACUGCCAGGUAAAUAACCCCUUGCCGAAUCAGUGAUCCACAGGUGCUGUUGCUGCUGUAAGCCCAGCUGUUGCUGCUGCU